Messenger RNA from Ruditapes philippinarum (Manila clam), 723 nucleotides. RefSeq names its product corticotropin-releasing factor-binding protein-like. Gene Ontology annotation, biological process: hormone-mediated signaling pathway; negative regulation of corticotropin-releasing hormone receptor activity; negative regulation of corticotropin secretion. The transcript is spliced from 5 exons. NCBI's taxonomy places the organism in Eukaryota, Metazoa, Mollusca, Bivalvia, Venerida, Veneridae. The record is from RefSeq and is a predicted model, not a curated record. Gene Ontology annotation, molecular function: corticotropin-releasing hormone binding. The coding region runs from base 1 to 723 and encodes 240 amino acids.
AUGUAUCCGACGGUUCAACAGAACAGCAGCAGCAUCAUUGCAUCACAAUCUCUUUUUCCACCAUUUCCACCACAAACAAUACCACCACAAAAAACACCACCACCACCACUGCCACCACCACCGUCAUCAUCAUCAUCAUCGUUGUCUUUAUCGUCGUUUCGUCGUCAUCAUCACCGUCAUCAUCAUUAUACAUUAGACGGCUGGGAGCUCCAGGGUGACUUGUUCCCCAGUGAAAAUGACCACACCCUCAGUCUGGCAGAGAGGUAUCACAUGUACUGUGGAGAAACUAGGCCAAAGAAAAUAUUUAUAUCAUCACAAAACGUUGCCUUGAUACAGUUUAGACUCCCCAAUCCAGGCGAGGGAUUUAAAGUGUUCGUGAAUUUCAAAAAUAAUCCCCAACCCUGUAACGCAGUGGCCAUGUUUGAUAUGGGAACACUAACUAUGAAGAAUUACGGCUUACGUCGUAAUUGCACGACGUCUAUCAUCUACCCUGAGCAAAUUCACAUGCUGAACGUUGAUGUAGGCGUGACGUCAGAAACUAAACCUAUUGAAGCGGAAACCGGCCUCAAAGAUACGGUAAUCAAUUACUCUCCUGAAAAGUUUGUAUUAGGCUGCCAACAUUCUGUAGUAAGAAUGGUGUCCAGUGGCAUUUUCCACAACACUGUCACAUUCCAGUACUCACCUCCGAAGGAAGAGGAGAUAAAUGCGACCGAGACGUGCUAA